CGUGUGCCAGUGGCCGCCCCUGGACAAUUGCCUCUGAAUGGUCUGCCACCUGAUCCCCAGGCCUAUAAUGCAUAUCAGCCGCAGCCGUAUGUAGGUAACACAAACGGUGGCCCUUGCCCGCCGUACUCCCUUGGGUCUGAUAAUAGGUUUUACUAUGGCGACAGCACCAUGCCGAUCCAAGGUCCUCCCUCCACAGAGGCGCUGAAUGCAUUUCCUUCUCAGCAAUUUCAUGCCACUGGCCAGCCCGGUGACUUCGACAUUGCCCGGCCUCGUUCCCAGCAUCCGUAUAACUUUCAAGGGGUGCCACCAAUUGGUUCUACCAACCCUGGUGUAAUCCAGCAUUAUCCACAUCCUUCUGUUUAUACCGCACCACAACAGAGCCACCCUCUCACUCAACAAGUCCAAGAUACAAACCUUGCAUACGCGGCUCACUUCAAUAACCCCGACAUGGGAGGAGGACAGUAUGACCCCCGUGACUCUCGUCAAACCGGUAUAAAUGAGUACUAUAGUCAAGCGCCCGGAGUUAUUUCUCCACCCUUUACGGGAUUUGGAGACAUGCUAAAUGGAGCUAUUCAAAACCAUAACUGGCUGCCGACGAUGAGUCCUCAUGACGAACCUCGCCAACAUGGCCGUGCUGAGCCUGCGCAUCAUCAUCGGUAUAUGUCAGAUGAUUCGGAAGAGCUUGAUAAUACGGACAUUGAUGCGGAUGCCAAUGGCAGUUCGCCGGAAGCAAUUGUAGAACCAGUGCCCUCUCUUAAGCGGACAAGAUCUCAGAUCACUUCGGGUCCGCCAUCAAGGCGAAGUCUCCUUGGCUCUUCCAACCCAAAUGAGGUCAAGAAAGUCAAGGCAUGUGUUCGAUGCCGGAUGCAAAAGAUGAAGUGUGAGCCUGACUCAACGGACCUGUUGGGAGAUUGCGUAGGGUGCAGAAACUACUCCAAGACGUCGAAAAAGACGAUCCACCGAAUGCCAUGUUAUCGCGGCAAGAUCACAGACGCCGUCUUGUACCGCAGCGGUGGGCUUCAGCUUACUAACCGCUGGAGAGGCACAGAGAUGAAGGACGUAGGAGACCGGGUCAGCCCAAGGAGCAUUCGCACCAUCUCUUUCACUCUGGGCAUAUCCAGACAUCCCAUCAUCGUGAAUGUCACCGAAUUCCGUCCCCGCGUUGGCGAUGUACUUGCGCGAUUCUGGACGGUCCCUGGUGGUGAGCAUGGAGUGCGAAAGAGGAAAGACUUGGCGCCUUUUUGUCUGGCCGAUAUUCAUAAAACCGCGGCGUACUACAAGGAAUAUAUUGAAGAACAUGCAGUCGAAACUUUGAGACGAGAGAGAGCCGGUGGGGAGAGAGCUCCACGAAACAUGGUCGAGACGACAUACAAAGCAGCCAUAGAAUACUAUGAAGACUUGACGGCUAAACCUUUCCUCACAUUGACUGAGGAGAAGGAAAGAGACUUCCUCAAGGUUUUAUUCCAUUUCUGGUUUGCCAUGCGUCACUCGACUGGGUCCUCGUGGAUCUGCGGCGAGGAAUUAUUGGAGAUGAAGCCCGAGACGAGAGAUGAAUCCUAUCCAUUGUUUGGAAAAGUAUCGGUGCCACGCAUGAUACUUGCUCAGUUUGACAGCAUCAACACCCAUCUUCUGCACAAGUAUGGAAAGAAAGUUCUUAGCGAACUCGAAGGCUUCAUGUCACGAGGCUCGACGACGAUGUGGUACACGGUCUUCCUUUGCUUGUUUAUUCUUUUGCGCGAAGCAAGCUGGUUGACUGAAGAUCGCUAUCGCCACGCGCGAAACAAUUUCAGCUCUAGUCUUCGUUAUUCGAUCCCCGAGUUUGUAGAGCAACUGCAAGAUGGUUGCAACAAUCUCCUUCAGCAUUGGCAUUACUACAACACCGACGGAUGGACAGAGUUCAUUGGUCAUCCCGACAGACAUAAAACUAGUCUGGCUCACCUGACUUCGGACCAACACGCGCUUGUGUUGGAUGCCUACGAUGAUGCUCAAACACAGAGACAAUUGGGUACAUGGAAAAUGUACAAGGAGAAUAACGGACGUGUGGAAAGUCCAACUCCGAAAGUAAUCGAGGGCAGAUCGUAUCAAGGGCGCCAGAGCCAUUAUGAUUGGGACCAUUCCCACUAUUGGAUUGCGCAACUGUUUGAAGGCAAUUGGGGGGCACAUCCAACGUAUCAGACAGAGCCGGUAUCCCCAUUUUAGAGCAUCCGGACUGGCAUAGGUGACAUCAUAUCCAAACAGAUGGGUUGCUUUGCAUGGUGAACACAGCGAUUGGGUAUUUCGGAGAAAAGCGACGGAUUUGAUGGAACAGGGAUAUAAAGGUACAGGUAAUCACUCUUUUUGUUAAACGCCACUAGUGCUAGUAAUAAUUCACUCUUUUAAAUUGACGAUGGGGUUUUCAUUAUUGGAUAUCA
Trichoderma atroviride IMI 206040 is the source of this 2411-nucleotide messenger RNA. RefSeq lists its product as uncharacterized. The record is from RefSeq and is a predicted model, not a curated record. NCBI's taxonomy places the organism in Eukaryota, Fungi, Ascomycota, Sordariomycetes, Hypocreales, Hypocreaceae.